Impatiens glandulifera is the source of this 1383-nucleotide messenger RNA. Its product is annotated as probable cysteine protease RD19D. Bases 12 to 1175 code for a protein of 387 amino acids. The transcript is spliced from 4 exons. The record is from RefSeq and is a predicted model, not a curated record. Gene Ontology annotation, molecular function: cysteine-type endopeptidase activity. Lineage: Eukaryota; Viridiplantae; Streptophyta; Magnoliopsida; Ericales; Balsaminaceae. Gene Ontology annotation, cellular component: lysosome.
AAUCCAAAACAAUGGCUCGUGGAAAUGGAAAUCCAACUCUAUCAUACUCGAUUGACCUAGCAGCAGCAGUAAUAAUAGUCUCCAUACUCGCCCUUUCGAUCUCUACUACAUCGGCUGAUCAAAUUGACGAUCCAAUGAUACACCAAGUCACAGACCACGAUCAUCGUUCUAACAACCUCAAUCUCCUUGGAACCCACACCGAGCGUCGGUUUACAAGUUUCAUAACAACAUACGAGAAGGAAUAUACGACCAGGGAGGAGUAUUUGCACCGUCUAGGGAUCUUCUCAAGGAACCUGGUAAAGGCAGCGGAGCAUCAGGUUAUGGAUCCCACUGCUGUUCAUGGUAUCACGGCGUUCUCUGAUCUGUCCGAAGAUGAGUUCAAUUCCAUGUAUUUGGGACUCCAUAACCCUAGUGCAAACCCUAGUAUGAUGCAGAUGGGAACGGCGCCGGCAGAGGUUAUGGACGUUAAGGGUUUGCCGGAGAAUUUUGAUUGGAGAGAAAAGGGUGCCGUCACGGAGGUUAAAACGCAAGGGACAUGCGGUUCUUGUUGGGCAUUUAGCACAACAGGGACACUUGAAGGUGCCAAUUUUAUAGCAACUGGAAAACUUCUUAAUCUGAGUGAGCAACAGCUUGUGGAUUGUGAUCAUAAGUGUGAUGCAAAAGAUAAGAAGUCUUGCGAUAACGGGUGUAAAGGAGGUCUUAUGACAAACGCAUACGAGUACUUGAUGGAGGCAGGAGGUUUACAAGACCAGGAUUCUUAUCCUUAUACAGGGAAACGCGGCGAAUGCAAGUUCAACCCGGAGAUGGCUGCAGUUAAGGUUACCAAUUUCACCAAUAUUCCUAUGGACGAGAAUCAAAUAGCUGCCCAUUUAGUCCAUCAUGGACCACUUGCAAUUGGACUAAAUGCGGUAUUCAUGCAAACCUACAUUGGUGGUGUGUCUUGUCCUUUGAUAUGUGGGAAGAGGUUUGUAAAUCAUGGAGUUCUACUAGUUGGUUAUGGUUCAAAGGGGUAUUCGAUCAUUAGGCUGGGAUAUCAGCCAUAUUGGAUCAUAAAGAACUCAUGGGGGAAGAAAUGGGGCGAGCAUGGGUUCUACCGACUUUGCAAAGGGCAUGGCGUUUGUGGGAUGAAUACUAUGGUUUCUGCUGUCGUCACUCAGACAAACGUCAAGUCAUAAGUUGGUCUGUAUAAUAAUUAUAUGCAGUAUUAAUCUUUCUUACCAGUUUGUUUGUAAGACAACUUAAUUGGCUAGCUGUUGUAUUUCUUAUAUUGUAUUUAAAAAGCUACCAAUUCUUCUUAUGUUAUCAAAAGUUGUUUAGUUGAAAAAACAAAAACUAAAGCUUCAUAUGCAUUUCAAGAGAAUUAAAGAUCAUUCAUUUGUCCAA